AUGAAUGAAGGUAAUGGAGGAGAUAAUGAAACAAGUACUAUGAAUCAUGAUGAAUUUGGAGAUGGUGGUGGAGAACAACAAGUGAAUCAACAAAUUAAACAAUGGUUUCAUGAAUUUUUAAGACACUCACUAAAUCAAACAAAUUUAAAUAUGUUUGUUCAUGAAUCAGGUAAAGAACCAUUAGGUGAAAGAUUACAAAUACAAUUUGCAGAUAUUCAUACAAAAAGUGAAAGUGAUGGAUCAUCUAUACCAUCAGCUAGAAGUGUAAUGGUUGAUUUUACAAAUGUAAUGAAUUAUGAUAUGGAUAUUGCAAUGUCAAUUCGUCAAGAAUUUUAUAGAUUUGAACCUUUUUUAACACAAUCUUUAAAUAUUGUUUAUAAAGAAUGGAUACAUUCAAAUAUUACAAGAAAAAUGAUUGAUAUUCAUCAAAUAGAUCAAUCUUCUUCACCACAUGAAAAUAAUUCUACAAUUCAAUUGAAAUUUGUUAAUUUACCUGAUAUGUUACAAAUUCGUCAAUUAAGAAGUGCACAUAUUGGACAAUUAAUAAGUUUAAGUGGAGUAGUGACAAGAUCAUCAGAAGUUAGACCAGAAUUAGUUGAAGGUAUAUUUCAUUGUGUAGAAUGUGGUACAGUUUCAGAUCCAAUACCACAACAAUUUAAAUAUACAGAACCAACAUCAUGUAUUAAUAAGACAUGUACCAAUACAAAAAGAUGGAGAUUAGAUAUGCAUAAUUCUAGAUUUGUAGAUUGGCAAAAACUUAAAGUACAAGAAAAUACACAUGAAAUACCAUCUGGUUCAAUGCCUAGAACAUUAGAUAUUAUAUUGAGAAAUGAUUGUGUUGAAUCUGCUAAAGCAGGUGAUCGUUGUUUAUUUACAGGUACUUUAUUAGCUGUACCUGAUGUUGGUAAAAUGUUUGGAGGUGCUCAAAGUCAACUCAUUAAUGCUAAUUCUAAAAAGAAGGGUGAUAUUGAAAAACAAGGUGUUAAGGGUAUUAAGGAAUUAGGUGUACGAGAAUUAACUUAUCGAUUAUUAUUUUUAGCUACCUCUGUUGAAACUAUUGAUCAUACAAAUAAUAAUAAUACAAAUAAUACAAAUAAUAACAAGUCAAUGGCAUCACAAAUGAUUAAUAGUAGUGCUUUAUCUAAUAGUAAUAAUAAUAAUAAUGGAAGUGUAGAUUUUGAAUCGAGUGAAGAAUUUAUGAAGAAAUGUACAGCUGAAGAACAUGAAAAGAUUCUAAAAAUGUCCAAAGAUGAAGAUAUCUAUGAAAAUCUAGCAAGUUCACUAUGUCCUAGUAUAUUUGGACAUAAAAAUAUUAAGAAGGGAAUAUUAUUAAUGUUAUUUGGUGGAGUACAUAAAGAAACAGAGGAAAAGAUUCAAAUUCGUGGUGAUAUUAAUAUAUGUAUAGUAGGUGAUCCUUCAACAGCUAAAUCUCAAUUUUUAAAAUUUGUAUCUCACUUGAUACCACGUGCAGUUUAUACAAGUGGUAAAGCAUCAAGUGCAGCUGGUUUAACUGCGUCGGUUGUUAAGGAUUCAGAGAGAGGUGAAUUUACAAUUGAAGCAGGUGCAUUAAUGUUAGCUGAUAAUGGUGUUUGUUGUAUUGAUGAAUUUGAUAAGAUGGAUGUUAAGGAUCAAGUUGCAAUUCAUGAAGCUAUGGAACAACAAACUAUUUCUAUAGCAAAGGCUGGUAUUAGAGCAACUUUAAAUGCACGUGCUUCUAUUCUAGCUGCUGCUAAUCCAAUUGGUGGUCGUUAUAAUCCUAGAAAAACAUUGAAAGCUAAUUUAGGUAUUACACCUGCUAUCAUGUCUCGUUUUGAUUUAUUCUUUGUUGUACAAGAUGAAUGUGAUGCUGAAAUUGAUAAAAAAAUAGCUGAACAUAUUGUAUCUGUACAUCAAAAUAAGGGUCAAUUGACUUGUAUUAGUAAUAUUAAUAUUAAUAUGAAUAAUAAUAUGAAUAGUAAUAUGAAUAAUAUGAAUCAAAUGAAUAAUCAAAUGAAUCAAAUGAAUAAUGGAAUGACACAAAUUGGAUCUAAUAUUGCACAAUAUUCUUCAGAAGAUAUAAAAUUAUAUUUACGUUAUUGUAGAAAUUGUAUACAUCCAAUAUUAACAACACAAGCACGUGAAGAAUUAACAAAACAAUAUAUUAAAUUGAGACAGAAUGAUAAAGUUGGUAGUAAUUCAUAUCGUAUCACUGUAAGACAAUUAGAAUCACUUAUUAGAUUAUCAGAAGCAUUAGCUAGACUUCAUUGUGAAAGUAGAGUUGAAAUUAAUCAUGUUCGUAGAGCUAUUGAACUUUUAAAAACAUCAAUUACAAAAGUAGCACAAUCAGAUAUUAUUCUAAGUAAUAGUGAUGGUAUUGAUGGUAUGAUGAUGAUGAAUGAAACUAUAAAUGGAGAAUUAAAAUCCAAUAUUCAAAAACAAAGAGAAAAGAAUCAACAAGAAUCAACAAGAGACUUGUUAAGAAAUUUAAAAAAUCAAAGAAGAAAGAUUGAAACAGCACUUAAUUUAGCAUUAGAUAGUCAAAAUGAACAAGAAUUAUUAUUGAAACAAAUUGAAGAACAAUCACAAUCAAUUAAAUAUAUUUCUGAAUAUGAACAAGAUCCAGAUGAAAGAGAUACACAAGAAGAACGUUUAUUAGAAUUAGAAAAGAAGAAAUCUCAAAUUAAGAAACGUUUAGAAGAAGCACGUCAACGUGUUGAUUUAUUAAGUGAUCAAUUAGAAAGAGAAAUUGAAAAAUCUCAACAAUUAGAAGAUGCAACUAUUAAUAGUAAUAAUAUGAUGGAUGACAAUGAUGAUAUGAUAGAUGAUAAUAAUAAUUCAUUACUAGAAAGACAAUAUAAUCAUCAUAGUACAUUGAAUGAAAU
Molecule: messenger RNA, 2861 nt
Organism: Naegleria gruberi
Lineage: Eukaryota; Heterolobosea; Eutetramitea; Acrasida; Naegleriidae
Exons: 2
Biological process (GO): DNA replication initiation; double-strand break repair via break-induced replication; mitotic DNA replication
Cellular component (GO): nucleus; MCM complex
Molecular function (GO): ATP binding; single-stranded 3'-5' DNA helicase activity; single-stranded DNA binding
Source: RefSeq, a predicted model, not a curated record